AUGGGCGCGCUAUCCGAUGUGUGCGGACUUGUGCGAAAUUACUGGUCGGUCCUUCUUGGCAAUAUCUUGGAAUGGUACGAAUUCGCAAUUUACGGUUACAUGGCAAGCUACAUGGAGCAGAACUUCUUCCGUGGCUCAGCGCUUGCAACAUGGUUAGGAUUUACCGCAACCUUCGUUGCCCGCCCCUUGGGUGGCAUUUUCCUGGGCAUCUUGAGCGAUUUCUUCGGUCGGAAAUUGGCAGUGGUGCUUACCAUCUUUGGCAUGCUGACCGCAACCGUUGGUCAGGGGCUUCUUCCCACACCGCGGAACCAUGGUGAUUCAGCCGCGGGCUCACUGGGACUCAUCCUCCUUUUCUGCCUCCGCUUGGUGCAGGGCCUGUGCACGGGCGGAGAAAUCAGCGCCGUGUCCACCUACAUCGUGGAGGUGGCAGGCCGCGACUCUAUGGGUCGUUGCGUUUCCUUGAUCUCCAUCACCAUCACCCAAGGCUUUCUGCUCGCUAGGGCUGUGGUAUGGUCUUUGGAGCUUGGCCUGGGGGAGGAGCAAAUGUUGGACUGGGGCUGGCGGCUUCCUUUUAUCUUGGCCUUGCUGCCCGGGAUUGUCUCCCUCGCGGGCCGGCGCGGUCUGAAGGAGUCCCAGGCCACGACAAACUCAUAG
Messenger RNA from Symbiodinium pilosum, 654 nucleotides. The record is from the annotation of a GenBank genome assembly. Lineage: Eukaryota; Dinophyceae; Suessiales; Symbiodiniaceae.